AUGAUCUCGAUGAUGACCCGGAAGAUUUUACCGAGACAUCUGAUACAUGGAACUCGCCCGAGCUCAUUGUGAUCCCAUUGCCAUCAAACCUCGGGGUAGAUCGAUGCAGACGCUUGAUGGCAGAGGAUCUCAUUCCGCUGGAGAUGUCCCUUCGCAAGGGCAGGCAAAUGAUGCACUUCACAACCUCCGCAUUCACUUGUGCAACAAGGCAGUCCUAUUCCGAACGACGGAUCCAAAUGAUGAAACUUGACACGGGGCAUGGCCAACUUCAGAAGUACAAAUCCCUGCUUCAUGAGCAGCUCAAAGUCAGCACUGCUGUGGGUGAUCCAAAUGCCUGUGGUCAACAAAAUGAAUCCCUCGCGUGGUUCUGGUCUGUCGAGGUCGACAUGCGUGGUCCGGAUCAAUCAUGGAAUGAGGAAUGCAAAGGCACUACGGGAUUGAUGGAAGGAAGAGCUGAUGUUGGUCCAAUUCGAGAUGGAUUGGACAUGAAUCAUUCACGAAACGACUUCUGGGUCAUGCAUGCUACUCCGGAAGGCAAUCCCGAAUCCCCGGGAAUUGGCUGGUGUGAUACUCCUGCAUCAGCCAUGCCUGAAUUAUAUCCUUCUCCUGCAUCCACUUCUGACAAUCAGAAUUUACUCGAUGAGUACUGGCCCCUCACUCUCACUCCUACAGACAUUUCAGCUACUAUGUCGAUGUCUGCAUUGCGCAUCCACGCAUCCAUCUCCCAAUAUCAGGUGGAGGCUGCAAACAACAAUCUUCCCCCUUUGGCUCGGAUCAGGCACUUCAAAGCUGGGCUGCAAUGGGAGAUCACUACUUUUGUCAUGCCCAUCCUCCAGUACUCAGCUGCCAGGAACAUCAUUUCGGUCGUUCCCAGCCCUAUUGCUCAUAUUCUUCAUUUGAUUCCUGGUCACACCUGGAACACAGUUCUGGAUCACAUCUUUUCAUAUCACAUCUAUCCCGGAGAUCCAUCCCGGAUCGUAUCUGGCUAUGAUACCCCAUGGUGGAUGGGAGAAACUGCAAUCCUGGAUGAACCAUGGCAAUGGGAUUGGGUGAUGACUUGCUGUAUCUUUCACUACCAGCAUUGGCUAGAUGGUGUUGAGAAUGAUGGUCUGACAAUUCUGGAACAGGUGGAUCAUACCUCAGUUCCAUAA
Molecule: messenger RNA, 1151 nt
Organism: Suillus bovinus
Lineage: Eukaryota; Fungi; Basidiomycota; Agaricomycetes; Boletales; Suillaceae
Exons: 9
Source: RefSeq, a predicted model, not a curated record